CGGAGCGCGGCGCGGGUUGUUUAGGUCCGGUGGGGCUGUGAGGCUGACGGAUAGUAGUGGUCAUGGGGGUCCCUAAGUUCUACCGGUGGAUCUCUGAGCGGUACCCCUGUCUCAGCCAGGUGGUGAAGGAGCAUCAGAUUCCAGAGUUCGACAACUUAUACCUGGACAUGAAUGGCAUUAUACAUCAGUGUUCACAUCCAAAUGAUGAUGAUGUUCACUUCAGAAUCUCAGAAGAUAAGAUUUUUGCUGAUAUUUUUCAUUAUUUGGAAGUUCUUUUUCGUAUUAUUAAACCAAGGAAGGUUUUCUUCAUGGCAGUUGAUGGAGUAGCUCCAAGAGCAAAAAUGAAUCAGCAGCGUGGGAGGCGCUUCAGGUCAGCAAAAGAGGCAGAGGAGAAAAUAAAAAAGGCAUUAGAAAAGGGAGAAACUCUCCCUACAGAAGCCAGAUUUGACUCCAACUGUAUUACGCCAGGAACUGAAUUCAUGGCCAGAUUGCAUGAGCAUCUGAAGUAUUUUGUAAAUAUGAAGAUUUCCACAGACAAAUCCUGGCAAGGAGUAACAGUUUACUUAUCAGGCCAUGAGACUCCAGGGGAAGGUGAGCAUAAAAUUAUGGAGUUCAUCAGAUCAGAAAAAGCAAAGCCUCAUCACGAUCCAAACACAAGACACUGCCUCUAUGGCUUAGAUGCUGACUUGAUUAUGCUGGGAUUAACAAGUCAUGAGGCACACUUUGCGCUCUUAAGAGAAGAAGUCAGAUUUGGUGGUAAAAAAUCUCAAAGAGCAUGUGCACCAGAGGAAACCACGUUUCAUUUGUUGCACUUAUCCCUGAUGAGAGAAUAUAUUGAUUAUGAAUUUUCACCGGUAAAAGACAAGAUUUCCUUUGACUAUGAUAUUGAAAGGAUAAUAGACGAUUGGAUCUUAAUGGGUUUCCUUGUAGGAAAUGAUUUUAUUCCUCAUCUACCUCAUUUACAUAUUAAUCAUGAUGCACUGCCACUACUUUAUAGAACAUACAUGGCUAUCUUGCCAGAACUAGGAGGUUACAUCAAUGAAAAUGGGCAUCUGAAUUUACAGCGCUUUGAAAAAUAUCUCACCAGAUUGUCAGAUUUUGAUCGGGAACACUUCAGUGAAGUCUUUGUAGACCUAAAAUGGUUUGAAAGUAAAGUAGGCAAUAAAUACCUCAACGAGGCAGCUGGCAUUGCAGCAGAGGAAGCCAGAAAAAAUAAACAAAAGAAACAAAAGGCUGAGGAAAAUUCUAUAUGCUUGGCUGCUUUAGAAAAAAAUGAAGCUGAUGUGACCCCUAAAACUGUAUUGGAAGAUGAGCCAGAAGAUGAUGAUAUGUUUGAAACUGAAUUUAGGCAAUAUAAAAGAACUUACUACAUGACCAAAAUGGGUGUAGAAGUAGUUUCUGAUGACUUCUUGGCUGAUCAAGCUGAAUGCUAUGUCCAAGCAAUACAGUGGAUUUUGCAUUAUUACUACCAUGGAGUUCAGUCAUGGAGCUGGUACUAUCCUUAUCAUUAUGCACCUUAUCUGUCAGAUAUUCGCAACAUCAGUGAACUCAAAAUCAAAUUUGAACUGGGGAAACCUUUCAUGCCAUUUGAACAGCUUCUUGCUGUGCUUCCAGCCGCUAGCAAAGAUCUGCUACCUAAAUGCUACCAGCAUUUGAUGAUUAGUCAAGAUUCUCCUAUUAUAGAAUAUUAUCCACUGGAUUUUAAAACUGACCUAAAUGGAAAGCAGCAAGAAUGGGAAGCUGUAGUGCUAAUUCCGUUUAUCGAUGAGAAACGACUGCUGCAGGCCAUGGAAUCCUGCAAUAAGUGCCUAAAAGAAGAGGAGAAACGGAGAAAUACUCACAGUCCUUGCUUAAUGUACUGGUAUGACAGAGAUGCAGAGUUUCAGUACAUGUCCCCAUGGCCAGAGAAAUUCCCUGCUAUAGAAAGAUGUCGUACAAGGUACAAAACGAUACCGUUGGAUGCUUGGCAUGUAGACAUAACCCACAAUAAGAUAACUAAAAUGAACAAAAGUGUGUUAUAUUUUUGUGGAUUUCCUACUUUAAAGCACAUUAAACAUAAGUUCUAUCUUAAAAAAAGUGGUGUGCAAGUAUUUCAGCAAAGCAGCCAUGGAGAGAACAUGAUGUUAGAAAUCAUAGCUGAUAAUAACUCAAAAGAACAGCUGGUAGAAAAUGUUGCCAGUUUGAUACUUGGAAAGCGUGUUUUUGUUAACUGGCCACACCUUGAAGAAGCCAGAGUUGUUGCUGUGUCAGAUGGAGAAACCAAGUUUUAUUUGGAAGAACCUCAUGGCACACAGAAGCUCUACAUGGGAAAUUCAGUGCCCCCAACUAAAGUGGCAUAUGUUGGAGAUAAGGAACAAAGUGUGUGGUUAAAAGAAGUUCAAGGCAUUUCAGAGCACUACCAGAGAAGAAAAGGAAUAAUUAUUCAUGAAACAUCAGUAGUUGUAUAUGCUCAGUUACUCACUGGUAACAGAUAUCAGCUAAACCAAAAUGGAGAAGUCUAUUUGGAGAAGCAGUGGUCAAAACAAGCUCUUCCUUUUGUUUACCAAACUGUUGUCAAGGAUAUCAAAGCCUUUGACUCACGUUUUUCAAACAUCAGAACUUUGGAUGACUUGUUUCCUCCUGGAAGCACAACCUUUAUGCUGGGAUCUCCUUACUAUGGCUGCAUGGGUGAAGUUCAAGAUUCACGUGAUGUGGUCACAGAAGGCAGAAUUCGUGUCGUUUUCAAUAUUCCCUGUGAGCCCCAGCUUGAUCCUUUAAUACAGAAUCAGCAUAAAUACUCUGUGAAAUACAACCCUGCCUAUAUUUUGGCCAGCCGUCUUGGAAUAAGUGGCUAUCUCGUCUCCAGAUUUACAGGGAGUAUUUUUAUUGGAAGAGGAUCAAAGAAAAAUCCUCAUGGAGAUCACAAAGCAAAUGUGGGGCUAAACCUGAAGUUCAAUAAGAAAAAUGAAGAAGUUCCUGGCUAUACUAAGAAAGUUGGAAAUGAAUGGAUGUAUUCUUCUGCGGUAGAACAAUUACUUGCUGAGUAUUUAGAAAGGGUCCCUGAACUAUUUAAUUAUAUAGCCAAGAAUAGCCAGGAAGAUAUAUUCUAUGAAGAUGACAUUUGGCCUGGAGAGGAUGAGAAUGGAGCUGAGAAGGUUCAAGAAAUCGUUGCCUGGUUAAAGGCACAUCCUGUGUCUGCUUUGUCUCGCUCAUCUUGUGACUUGCAAAUUUUGGAUGCAGCCAUCGUUGAGAAAAUUGAAGAAGAAAUAGAGAAAUGCAAGCAGAGAAAGAGCAACAAGAAGGUGCGAGUAACUGUGAAACCUCAUUUGCUGUACAGACCAUUAGAACAACAGAAUGGAGUUAUUCCAGACAGAGAUGCAGAGUACAGGCUGUUUGACCGCGUUGUCAACGUCAGAGAGAACUUCUCCGUUCCAGUUGGUCUUCGAGGUACCAUUAUAGGAAUUAAAGGAGCCAGCAGAGAAACAGAUGUGCUCUUUGAAGUUUUGUUUGAUGAAGAAUUCCUGGGAGGCCUGACUAUAAGGUGCUCACCUGCCAGAGGUUAUCGUCUGCCAUCAAGUGCCUUAAUUAACCUGUCUCAUGGUAGUCGGUCAGAAAUGGGAAGUCAAAAACUGAUGGCCAUAGUUAAACCUCAGCCAGCUGUGAGUAACUACAAUUCUCAUGCAUCUGAUCUGUCAUCUGUAUGCUCACAAAAAGUGCAUCUGGGAGGCCUCAACCAUUCUCCUCGGUCCCUUUUUGUUCCUACUCAACAGCUGAAUGGAAGGCAGCAAAACAAUCUCAGGGCUGAAAAUCAAGGCAACUCCAACUCGAUCCAGAAAGGAUCAUUUCUGAGUGGCAACCAGAGAAACAAAGCACAGAGUAAUCAAGACGAUGAAUUCUGCAGCAUAUGGCAAUCACUGCAGAGUUCUGGGAAGUCUCCCCACACCCAGCAAAAUAUGCAUGAGAAGGGUACAGUUCUACCUCAGGAAAUCAAGCUGGCAACUGGUAAUCAGUUCUAUAAGCCAGGAUUCAAUGACAGCAGCUUUAAAGGUCAGCAAAGAAAACAGGAGCCGUACAAGAAAUUUAAAGAAGAUUACAGAGUUACAAGAGGUGAAAAUCAGCCACGUAAUAAAAUACCAAACAAACAGAAUUUCACAGAUGUGAAUAAGUACAAUAUCAAACUGUUAAGGAGGAAUGAAAGUCCCAACAUGCCUGUAGUUCAGAAGGCUGCAGUUGAUAGUCCCUCCACGGGUGGAAAGAAGGAAAAUGAACUUGAAAGCCUUCUAGCUUCUUUGAAAAUUUCCAAAGAAAAUGAAGUGCAGACUUACUCCAGGGAAACAAGAGCUAAAACUGAAGAACAUCUGUCACCACAAUCGUUUGUUAUGAAAGGAACACAGAUGCUCAAAGAGAUUUUGAAGAUAGAUGGCUCUGACCUAGAAACAAGGAAUGAGGUGAAACCCCAAAUUAAUGAUGUUCCUGCUCCCUCUAGUAGACAGGAUUGCCAUGGAGCUGCCUUGCAGUAUAGACAAACUAAAAAAAUGGCUGCUUAUAUGAACAAGGCCUAUAGCAGUGGUGGCCCUCAGAAGACACCGGUGCUGGAAACCGGAGGUCAUCCUUUCGCUUGUCCACAGCCUGCACUGUCUACUGUCUCUGAGCUUUGUCAUAUUUGUUCCCUUGCUGGAAUGUCACAGCCAGAUUUCUCUUUCGUAAAAACACCACAGACCAUGACAGUUUGUCACAUAAAACUGUCAAAUGGUUUGCUGGUUCAUGGACCACAGUGUCACUCUGAAGCUGAAGCGAAGGAGAAAGCUGCCCUUUUUGCUUUACAGCGUUUGAGUUCUGUAGGAAUAAAUUUCCCUUUGCCUCCACCUCCACCUAUGUUACCAAAUUAUCAAGCGCUGGGAGUUCCUGUACCACCUGGAUCUAUUCCUCCAGUAUUUGCACAGCCCCCUGCUAAUAUAAUGCCUCCAUCGUCCUGCAUGUUUGGUCCAGUGUCCUGGGGAACUCCAGUGCCGAAGCAUUAUUAUUCCAGCUCUUAUCCAGGAAACGUGUCUCUUGCAGGAACUAUACCAGUUGGUUCUCACAACCAGUUUAUACCUCUGCAGGUAACUAAAAAAAGGGCUGCUAGCAAGAAAAACUUUGAGCUGAAGGAUUUUCAGAGUUCCCCUCAAGCUGCACCACUAAAGAAUGAACAGCCAAUGUCUUCUGAGCACAUUCAGCAAGAUAGUUCUUCAGCUCCUUUAAAAUCUCCUCCAGCUGCUCAAUCCACUGUUUCAUUUCAAGACAAUGUGGCUACUCCAAGCGUUCCUCAUAACAAAUCAACACCAAACACUUCCAGCAAGCGAAAGCCAAGAAAGCUGGCUGUCAAUUUUGGUGCACCAAAACCUUCAGAAUAAAUAUGGUAGCUAGGUGUAUUUUAUCUUCAACUCUUUCCCCCUCCCCUGUUAUGUUCUAGCUUUUUGAAAGUCAGAAAACUCUACUGAAAAACAGACCAGCCACUUUUAUAUAAUACAGAAUGAAAUGCAUUUUAUUUGCUGUUAUUUCCAGGUUGUUGCAAAACCUAUAAAAGUGAAAACUUAAUGAAUUUGACAUAAAUGAGCAGAAGCCAGGAAAUGCUGAGUUAAGGUUACCAUGCCAUCCAUUGUGCCUAGCUCUCUCAACAGUGGCUCGCAUUACUAUACAGAGUAAGCAGCAAUAACAGUGGCAACCUUAAUUCAGAAUUGCUGUGCUUUUUGGGAGGGAUAUGGAGCAGUAAUAAGUUGGGCAUCUACCGCUGCUUAGUAUGACCCUUUGUAUUCUUAGCUUAUUUUUAAAUAGCUUAAUAAGACAGAAGGAAAAAUUACUUAAAUGCAGCUUUUGUAUUGGCUCUCCAGGUCAUUCCCAGUCGAAUGACCUAACUACAAUGAACUUCCAAAUUCAGUUGAUCCACGAACUGCUAGGUUUUAUACCAGAGGGCAGCAACCUGCAAAAUGUAGAUGUUGUUGUAUCUCUGGUAUUACAGUGGCAAAAAGUGGUUGCUGAUGCAGAAUCUGUUCCAGGAGAUGAAUUUGUAGGGUGUAUCAAACCAAAAAAUGAAUUUGCCAAGUAGAGAGCUCUUUGUUAAAGGAUGGUUAAUAUUCUUCAUCUAGCAGCAUUCUCACGCUGCAUUCAGGUGAUGAAAUAACAUGGAUAACAACUGCAGAUCUGCACAGCCUCCUAAAAUGCUAGUGAUAACCUGACUACAACACUGGCCAGACUUUUAAAGAUGUCCGUUUGUGUGUUAUGCCUGUCGAAGUUAUGUUUACUUAGAAUCCAUUUCUCCACCCUCUGAUAGUCUGCACUCUGAAACCUUCUCUAUGGUAGGUUAUUUUUUGUUGUUGUUGCUAGUGACUUCUAACUUUUUUUUUUUAACUCUAUGAAGGAAGUUUACAUGACAAAACUAAAUCAUCAGAAACUGUUCUUCCUAGUCCCAUAAGAAUCUUCAGACAAACAGCUGAUUGGUAUUUUUGGAGCGAGCUGUGUUGUAAAAGCAAUUCCAUCCCUUAGUCCAUAGAGGAAAGAAAGGAAGAUUCAGAGGUCCCUGUGCUACAUCUAACCUACAGGUACUAUUCUUACUGACAUUAAUAAGAAGACUUCAGCUUAAGAGAAGAUUUUAAACCUCAGUUUGUGCUGCUUACUGAUGUUGAUUAAAAUUUAUUUUGCUGCUUUAUUCAAAUCAAUUCCAGAAGACAGUUUUGGUAUUUUGUUUUGUUUUGUUUUCCCCUUCUAAGGCCCAGGAAGCUUAGAAAUAAAGCAUACUUUAGUCAUUCAUUUUGUUACCUCUAAACAGGUUUCGUGUUGGAUCUGGAAGUUCGUAGACUUUCUUUCAGUUCCACUACUUGUUCUUUAUUUCCCUUUGUUGGUGUGGAACCCAGUUUCACAUUCUUACUAUGUCAGAGGUUUUUUUUUAUACUGAUGUCUCUUAAGCAGUUGUUCCCUUCACACUAUUUGUGGAAUAGCAGCAAGCCCUACAAAAGGGAUCACAGACAGAAAAACAGAUUAAUAACAUUUAACAUCUUAUUUCAUUUUCCUUAGUAUCACAAACCUUGUAGAGUAUGCAGUAUGUGGUCUUAAAAUGUUGUAUUGUUGUCUUUAUAGCCAUCUAGUCCCGAGAGGGUUUGAAGGCAUGAUCCAUGCAGGGAAGGCUGCAUGUUCUGUCCUUAAAAUCAUGUGCCUGACAGGAUGCUGACGUGACACAAGAGGUGUCCAGGUAAAACGUAACCGAGACACAGAUGUCAGUCCCCCAUAGCCUACAUGAGUUAUCUGACUGUCAAAGAAAAGAUCUCUUUAGAAAGAGGAGCCUCCUUUGGGUUCUUGCCUGGUGGAAGGCUGGCAUACCUGGAUAGCAGAAGUGUGCAGGGUUCUUAGAAGGAGAAUGCUACACCCUUCACACCGGUAACACAGCCAUUUUUAUUACUAAUUACUUCAUUCCAUCACUUCCACUCCCUUCUCGAGCAGAAUUGCUGUAUUUAGUACAUUUGGCUUCAUUCUGUAGUCGCUAAUUGUAUUAGUCCCUGUUUUGUUUGGGUUGAUCUGUGCUAUGAUGCUGACUGCCUGGUGCCCAGUUAAUUACAGUGUUCCAUGUCCUGGUAGGGUGUGACAUCUGCAUUGACCUACACCAUUUCCCCUGUGAUUUCAGUCUUCUAUUUUAACAAGUUGAUUGUUUAAUUCAUACAGAUCUAAAUUUCAACAUUGUUUUUUUUCUCAUAGAUACAAAGUAUUUUGUAAGCACUGGAGUUUUUAAUUAGAUCUUAUACAGAGCAGUAUUUUACUAAAAAACCAAAAGGGAAGACUUUUAUGUGCUCAUUUUUGUAGUUUCUGAUUAUUUUUUUUUAAAUAACUUUUCAUUGUUUUAUCUGCCAAGUGAAAUGUUUUGAAUUUGCAUAUGAAUGGAUACAGAAUGUAUUUUUUGUGCUGUUUAGUGUUAAGUGUGCAUUUUCAGAUUUUUAGCAUGUAGCUGCACAUGAGACUGUGCAAAGUUAUUUUAAAAUAUGAAGAUAUGAUACACUGAAGGAAAAAAAUGUUCAUAAAAUGCUAUAUAAAACUUUAAUGCAAUAGAAUAAUUUUCUAAGUCGUCUGUGUCUGCUUGGAUUAAAUAUUGAAACAUGA
This is a messenger RNA of Pogoniulus pusillus (Red-fronted tinkerbird), 8103 nucleotides long. It is a transcript of the gene XRN1, whose product is annotated as 5'-3' exoribonuclease 1. Lineage: Eukaryota; Metazoa; Chordata; Aves; Piciformes; Lybiidae. Gene Ontology annotation, biological process: nuclear-transcribed mRNA catabolic process. The transcript is spliced from 43 exons. Gene Ontology annotation, molecular function: nucleic acid binding; 5'-3' exonuclease activity. The coding region runs from base 63 to 5372 and encodes 1769 amino acids. The record is from RefSeq and is a predicted model, not a curated record.